Neolamprologus brichardi is the source of this 1559-nucleotide messenger RNA. Lineage: Eukaryota; Metazoa; Chordata; Actinopteri; Cichliformes; Cichlidae. The record is from RefSeq and is a predicted model, not a curated record.
UUACAGAAAACGCAGCACCGGUUCAGCUUCUAAGUGAGGAGCAAGUUGAGGGACUGACAGGCAGGGCGCUGAGUGUGGAGUGAUGAAAAUGAGCUCUCCAGCUGUGUUUUUAAUAUAAUGUUAGACUGAGCUAAUAAUUUGAAGCUUGGCCUAGAAGACGUGACGUUAUUCUGUCCCCCUAAUGUUUUGGGUUUUGUUUGGUUUCUGUUGUCGUUCGGAGAAUAGUAAGCGGCGUCAUUUAAUGUAAUUGUGCUGACUGUUGUGUUGAAGUGUUUAACGUUAGCCAACUAACCGGUCCAAUUAAUCGUCGCCAUGAUCCCCGAAUGCCCGCGUGCCGGGGACUCGAGAAGCAGAAGCCGCCUUCAUCACAACCACGCAGCUGGACCGAGCCAGAGCCGUAGUGUCAGCGGCUUGUUGUCCGAAAUCCAAACCGCCAUCCACAACGAACCUUUCGCCGACCACUACACUGUUAUUCCCGGCAGAGAGCUCGGAAGGGGAAAAUUUGCUGUGGUCAGAAAGUGUGUGGAGAAGUGCACGGGUCAUGAGUACGCUGCUAAGAUAAUGAGGAAGAGACGGAAAGGGCAGGACUGCCGGAUGGAGAUCAUCCAUGAGAUUGCAGUACUUGAACUGGCCAGCGCCUGUCCCCAUGUGGUCAACCUCCACCAGGUCUAUGAGAUGGCUUCAGAGAUGGUGCUAGUUCUGGAGUUUGCGGCUGGAGGAGAAAUUUUCAACCAGUGUGUGUCAGACCAAGAGGAUGAGGCCUUCAGUGAGGAAGACGUGAAGAGGCUCAUGAGACAGAUCCUGGAGGGAGUGGCCUUCCUCCACCAGAACAAUGUAGUUCAUCUUGACCUAAAGACUGCUGAGCAGAAAGCCAUUUCCAAACGCUUCAAGUUCGAGGAGCCCUUCAGUGCCCUGCAGGAGGUCCCUGGAGAGUUCAUCUACUGACCCAUCACACGCACCAGCAAUCUCACUGAGGACAACUUAGUGCUGUCACAUUACCACACAAACCCUCUUAAAUAUAUACUGUAAGUAUAUAAUCAGAUACUGUUGCAGUCAGUCUCUUAUUUCAACUGUUGGAACUUUUUAAGAACCUGCAAAGCCAACUUCGCUUUACCCUCCUCCUCCUCAACACCUCCUAAAGUAACUACUGUAGCUUGAUGUUGCAUUUUAUUUGGUUUGCUGUUGUAAUGACUGACAGUGUAGCGGCAGCAUGACACACUGUUUGCUCCCAUUUGAUACCAAAAGAGAGGCCUCAGCGUGUUUGAGCAGAACUCAGAUUCUGGGAAUGGGAGCUGUAGAAGCUGUCAAAGACCAGCACAGAUACGUACAUGCAGACCUGUACACAAACAUUUCCAGCAUUGAUUGAAACUGAAAGUUCAUUUUUGGCUUAAGAUGACAGAACACUGAUUGCCAGGCCUGUUUUGUAGGUCUGGAUCACAAACAGGGGCACAAACACGAGAGACUGUCAUAUGAGAAAAAGCUACAGAACAGCUUUUUUAUUGUUAUUUAGUUAAGUGCAAUUUAAAGAACUACUUGCAUAAUAAAGGAAAAAUAUAAAA